Messenger RNA from Uncinocarpus reesii 1704, 171 nucleotides. RefSeq lists its product as uncharacterized. Bases 1 to 171 code for a protein of 56 amino acids. NCBI's taxonomy places the organism in Eukaryota, Fungi, Ascomycota, Eurotiomycetes, Onygenales, Onygenaceae. The record is from RefSeq and is a predicted model, not a curated record. The transcript has 2 exons.
AUGGCUCGCGGAAAUCAGCGUGACAAAGCUCGUGAGAAGACCCAAAAGGAGCUGGCUUCGCAGAAAAAGAAAAAUACCAUGUCUGGCAAUGAAUUCGCGCGGACGAAAGAGGCCCAAGCUGCGAUCAUGCGGGCAAAACAGGAAGCAGGUGUGCAGAGCAACUACCCCUGA